AUGGGCGGCGUCCCGUCAGUCCCCCGGGACAAGUCCCGCAGCAUCCAGGUCAUCGCCGCCGGCUACUCCCGCACCGGCACCACGUCCAUCUCCAUCGCCCUCGAGCGGCUCCUCGACGGGCCCGUCUUCCACGGCGGCAACCAAAUCUUUCAACGCGAGGAUGCCUUCAUGCGCGAGUGGUGCCGCAUGAUCGACGCCGACGGCGACGCCCCGGAGAUGCGCGCCCGCCUGCGCCGCAUCACCGCCGGCUACGCCGCCAUCGCCGACGCCCCCGCCUACCUGCUCCUGCCGGAGCUGCUCGCGCUCUACCCGGACGCCCGCGUCGUCCUCGUCACGCGCGACCGCGCCCGCUGGUACCGCAGCAUGGCGCCCAUCAUGCGCAGCGUCUCCGCGCCGCCCAUGCGCCUCCUCGAGGUGCUUCUCUGGCCGUGCCCGGGCUGGCGCUGGCUGCCGCACUAUCUGCAGUGGGCUGGAAGAAGAGAAGAAAAGAGAAUCGGGAUAGAGUUUACCCCAGGUAACCGUCUUCCGCGCGUUGGGAAGAUGAAUCAUCGUUCUAACAUCAUGGCAGACAUGCUCGACAAGCACAACGACUGGGUCCGCCGCAACGUGCCCCCGGACCGCUUCCUCGAGAUGGACCUCAGCGAGGGCUGGAGCCCGCUCGCCGACUUCCUGGGCGUGCCCGUGCCCGACGAGCCGUUCCCGCGCGCCAACGACGCCGCCGAGGCCGACGCCGUCACGCGGCGCAUCCUCACCACCGCCGCGCUGACGUGGACAGGCAUCCUCGCCACUACCGCCGCGGUUGCCUGGCAGGCCCGUCAUCUCUGGAGAACGCGGUGA
Messenger RNA from Cordyceps fumosorosea ARSEF 2679, 837 nucleotides. RefSeq lists its product as hypothetical. Lineage: Eukaryota; Fungi; Ascomycota; Sordariomycetes; Hypocreales; Cordycipitaceae. The coding region runs from base 1 to 837 and encodes 278 amino acids. The record is from RefSeq and is a predicted model, not a curated record. The transcript has 3 exons.